AACUUCCGCGUAAUGCAGCUAUUGAGAAAUCUGGAGAAACGAACCUUUUCUUUUUUUGCUUUUACAUACGGUUUAUCCCUCAACCAGAAUCGACCAUUUGUAAAUGAAUCACAACACCAUUUACCAACUGUUUGCUUCGACUUACCACACUGACCCAAAUAUACGAAAAGAAGCUGAAAUCACCGUUCGCAAUUAUGAACAACAGCCAGGAUUCUUGCCAAUGGUUCUGCAGUUACUAGCCACAGAAGAGGUAGAUCUAAAUACACGUCAAGCAGGUGCGGUUUAUUUAAAACAUCGCGUUCAAAAGAGAUGGAAUCCAACCAGGGAAGAAAAUGACACGGUGAUCCAUCCAGAGGAUAAGGCGAGCAUUCGGCAAAUGAUAUUUCAAGCCUUAUAUACUUCUCCACGGACGAUACAAGUCCAUUUGGCUUCUUCAUUGUAUAACAUGUUAAACGCUGAUUUUCCAUCGGAAUGGCCAACGUUUAUACAAGAAGUAAGCCAGUAUUUGACGGCGAACAACCAUUUAAGAAUGAUCCAUGUCGGUUUAAUUGCAUUGCACCAAGUCGUCAAAGUAUACCAAUACAAAUCCAUUGAACGUAGAGAUCCAUUGGAACAGAUCAUUGACUUGACCUUCCCCACGAUGCUGAUGAUUGGCCAAAAUUUGAUCCAACUGAAUACAACGGAAGCGGUUGAAAUGCUCACUUUAUGUCUCAAAAUCUAUCAUGCUAGUAUUCAAGUGGAGUUACCAGCUUGUUUGCAACACUUUCCAUCCUCACUUUCACCUUGGAUUACCUUAUUCUUGCAAAUUGUUGAUCAGAAGCUGCCUUAUAGUCUUGACCUAAGCGAAAAUAUCAGCGGUAAAGCGAUGACACAAGGACCACCACAUCAGCUGGACCAGCUUGAAUCUCUAUGGGCGCUUAAAAAGUGGGCCUAUCUUUGUUUGAACCGUUUAUUCGGCAAGUAUGGCAACCCUUCGCUGCAACCGCCUGAUCCUUCUUUUGCUCUUUCUUUUGUUGAACUGAUUGCACCGAGUAUUGUUCAAACCUAUUUACAGCAAUUAAACGAUUGGAUCCAGCAUUCACCACAGCCUGAACAGCAACAGCAUCACCACCACCACCACCACCCUACUAAAACAAUAAAAAAUCAAAAAGAUUGCUUGUCGCUGACAGCUGCCUUUUUUGAUGAUGCCAUCAAACAUAGAGUAACCUGGCAGUUGCUCAAAUCGCACAUGGAUGCGUUGAUUUCUCAAUUUCUGUUUCGACAGCUCUGCUUUUCUGAUGAGGAUGAACAAUUAUGGUCGAAACCUAUUGAGUACAUCCAUAAAGAGUUAGAUGAAGAAACACAAGAUAAUAUCAUCAAUUUAUUGGUUGAUCUCGCUAAUUAUCGCAAGACAUACACCUUCAUGCAUAUACUCGACAUUAUUCAGAACGUCAUGAAUGAACAAACCGCUCUAUCUGAGAAUCAACAACACAACGGAUACCUAAAAGAUGGCGCUUUACGCAUGUUUGGUGCGUUGGCAUCUGUUAUUUUGUCUGAUGAUGAAUCUGACGUUAUUGAGCAAAUAGAACCUUUCUUCAAAAACCACAUUUUCCCAGAAUUCACUAGCCAAUUCCCCUAUUUACGAGCUAGGGCAUGCCAGUUGAUCUAUCAGUUUGAUAACUUUGACUUUACAAGUGAAGAAAACCUUGGCAUCAUGUAUCAACAUGUUUUGAACUGUUUAAAGGACGAUGAAUUACCCGUCAAAGUAGCAGCUGCACGCGCUCUCCAAGCUCUGGUAAAAUAUGAAUAUGUUCAACAGGUUAUGAGAAGCCCUGAACUGCCGUUGAUCCUACGCGACAUCCUUGCUUUGACAAGUGAAGCUGAUGUUGACCUUCUCUCCACCGUCAUGCAAGAUCUCGUGGAAACAUUUCCCGUACAACUAACACCAUUUGCGAUAGAACUGUGUACUCAGUUAAGAGAUAUGUAUCUGCGCACUAUUGAAGAACUACUACAUCAUCAUCAGCAACUUCGACAACUACAGCAAAAUGAAAAAGAGGCACAAGUGUUCGCUUUACAAGUUGGAGACGACGAUGAGGACGUUUUUGACAUUGGAAAUAAUCAGGUGGCUGACGUUUGGAAUACCCGUAGAACAACGGCUGCUACGGGUAUUUUGAAAACGCUGUGUUCGUUGGUUCUUAGUAUAAACCAAAACACAGAAACUUCCUCUUCUGAACUAUUGAUGCAAUUGGAGACGAUCGUGGCGCCUGCUAUCUCUAACACCUUGAUGUGUAACAGCCCUAACAGCAACCGCACGGACUGUCAUGACAUUUCUGCAGUAGCAGAAUCCGGUUUCAUCGAGCUUUACGGCGAUCUCUUUGACCUCAUCGACGCUUGUACCUUUUCUCUGAAGGCGGUAACACCUACCAUGUGGUCUAUCUUUGUUGAUUGUAUAUACCCCGCUUUUAAAAACGAGCAAAACCAUCUUAAUAUGAAUGAUAUUUAUUCUGCGUUGGAAAAUUACCUUGUUUACGGUAAAGAGGUGGUAUCGUCGAAUGAGCAGGUGAAAAGUAUGCUUUUUGAUAUGAUUGCCGUCACAUUAAAGACGGAAGAAAGUGCGACUAAUAGAGAACCAGUAGAAGCAGUAGAAGAAAGUGAACGUACAUGCGCUUGCAAAUUGCUGGAAACAAUUUUGUUACGCUACCGUGGCGAUAUAUCCCUAGAAAGAUGCGUCGUUCCGAUACUAACCAUGGUUUUUCCAUAUAUUACCAAAGACCAAAUCAAGUCGAUAGAGUUCAAAGUGCAUUGUUUAGAAGUGGUUAUUAGUGCUAUGUACUAUAAUCCUUUGAUAACGUUGCAUUUCUUAGAAGAGCAUCAAUUAACACAAGGGUUUUUCAACGUCUGGUUCACAACGCUUCACCAAUUCUCCAGAGUGCACGAUAAGAAAUUGGUCAUUGUGACACUCUGUUCAUUAUUGAAUUUACCGAAUGAAAAUGUACCAGGAUCACUCCAAGCGGCUUGGCCGCAUAUACUUUUACAUAUUGCAAAAGUAUUUCAAACUUUACCUGAAGCUAUUGACAACCGUGAGCAAUUGUUAAAAGAAGGAAACGAAGAUGCAGAGGAAACUGAAGACGACGAAGUAGAAGCGGACGAACAAGAACUAGAGGAAAGUGCAGAGACCCCAGAAGAGGGAGCAACUGAAAAUGACGAAGAUGAUGAUGUAGUUGAGGAUGAGGAUGCCGAAUACCUUGAAUUUUUAGCACAAAGAGCAACUCAUAAUGGUAAUCGACAAGAGAAAUUUACGGUCGAUAGUAUGAAAAACCAACAACAACAACAACAACAACAACAACAACAACAAGAGGAAGAAGAGCUACAGGAAGACGUGACAUACCAAUCACCACUUGACGACAUCAACCCCUAUUUCAUCUUUGAGGAAGCAAUCAAAGGCUUACAACAACAGAAUCCUGGUCUGUACAUGCACAUUACCAAAAGCCUCAAUGAGGAACAGCGGAAUUUUAUAAUGUCAAUUAUCAAUACAGCUGAACAACAGCGGCAAAAUGGUUCAAAUGAAUGAUAAGGAAAAAAUAUUAUACUGUAUCAAACAUUCCCCAUUAUUUCAACGUUAUAAAUAAAUUGUCAUUGGCUCAUGAGCAGCAACAGUGCGCUUCUGUUAUUUUGCUAGUGUUACUGUCCUACGCCCUGAUGGCUAUCACCAUCUUUUUUGUUUUCUCCCAUCUACUUUAUUCUAGAAAGCCAGAUUGCAGUACAUUGCUUAUUGGAAGCACUGUAUACAAUCCUAGAAGAGAACUAUAUCCAUUCAUUCAUCUAUUAUCC
This is a messenger RNA of Mycotypha africana, 3810 nucleotides long. Its product is annotated as armadillo-type protein. The record is from RefSeq and is a predicted model, not a curated record. The transcript has 14 exons. Gene Ontology annotation, molecular function: small GTPase binding. Gene Ontology annotation, biological process: protein import into nucleus. Lineage: Eukaryota; Fungi; Mucoromycota; Mucoromycetes; Mucorales; Mycotyphaceae. Bases 104 to 3550 code for a protein of 1148 amino acids. Gene Ontology annotation, cellular component: nuclear envelope; cytosol.